Messenger RNA from Syngnathoides biaculeatus (alligator pipefish), 3240 nucleotides. RefSeq names its product phosphatase and actin regulator 1-like. The record is from RefSeq and is a predicted model, not a curated record. Gene Ontology annotation, molecular function: actin binding. Bases 20 to 1930 code for a protein of 636 amino acids. Gene Ontology annotation, biological process: cell motility; stress fiber assembly. Lineage: Eukaryota; Metazoa; Chordata; Actinopteri; Syngnathiformes; Syngnathidae. The transcript is spliced from 12 exons.
CGCGCCGCUCGGCUCCCCGAUGGUGGAUAAGCCACACCGGGGACGAGCUCACAGCGCAGACCGCAUCGCUGCGCCUCAGACGUCGCCGUUUUCGGCUCCGCGUUCGCUCGCCACGACCGGGGAGAAAAUGUUCACGACGGCGUUGCACCCGAGCGCGGAGCCCGGGCCGACCGCCGUGCACGGCGGCACCUGGUGGCUCGCCCGGCACGGCGCGGCGCCCGCCCCGCCGGCCGCGGAGGAGAAGCCCAGGAAGAACGCGUUCAGCCUGGCUAAGAUCGUGUCCCUGGGCGGCGGCAAGAAGGGCCAGCGCGGCGUCCACGCGCACCGCAACAACAACAACAACACGCCCUUCGCCAUCCACUGCCAGAUCGGCAAGGAAAUCAAGCACAUUUGCGGCAACUGCAGCCGCGGAAACGACACGCAGGACGCCGAGGAGGUCGAGAGGCUGGCCGUGAUGCGAUCCGAGUCCCUGGUCUCCGGCCCCCACGCCCCCCCCAUCCGAUGCCACAGCAGGCUCGCCACGCUGGGACGUCUCCUCAAGCCCUGGAAAUGGAGGAAGAAGAAGAGCGACAAGUUCAAGCAGACUUCGGCCGCCCUGGAGAGGAAGAUGUCGGUGCGACAGAGUCGAGAUGAACUGAUCAAGAGGGGAGUGCUGAAGGAGAUCUUUGAAAAAGCCACUGGCGAGUUUCGAUCGUCGAUGGACGGCGGCGCGUGCACUCAGGAGCCCCCCGCCAAGUCGUCCAUGCUCCUCGCCCCAAAGAAGUCCGUCACGUACGCGGGCGACCGUCAGGACAACGCCGCCAAGCCGCCGCUGUACCACAAGCAGCCGCCCGCGCUCCCUCCCAAGCCUUUUUCCCGCAUCCCGAACCAUAGCACAGAUUCUUGCCAGCCACUGAAGUUGCCCUGCAUGCCCGGGGCAAAGCACUCGCCGCCCCUCCCGCCCAAGAAAGUCAUGAUUUGCGUGCCUCCGGGGGGACUGGACUGCGCCGCGUCCCCGUCGCCGCCCCCGAACCCUCUCGGCGCCGCGUCCCAAAAGUGCGGGCCGGCCCAAGUGAUGCCGGGUCACCACCCCGCCCUGCUGCCCUCGCAGCUCGCCGCUCUUUCCGCUCUCCACCAGAACCACGGCCACCCCCUGCAGCUGCAGUACGGCGGCUUGCACGCGCCCAGCCGCAUCAUCGAGGAGCUCAACAAAACCCUGGCGCUGUCCAUGCAGAGGUUCGAGAGCUCUUUGUUGCACGUCGGCAGCCAGUGCGCUCCUCUGGACAGGAGAGAAGUGCCGUCGGUCAUCAUCGACUACGAGGACGACAAGGAGAACAUGCCCAGCGAGUCCGACUACGAGGACAUGCCCAGCAUGUACAAGGACGAGGAUGACGUGGACGACGACGACGACGACGAGGAAGAUGACGACUCCAUAUUUACCAGCACGCUGGCUCAGAAGGUGCUGCGCAAAGACUCGCUGGCCAUCAAGCUGAGCAACCGUCCGUCCAAAAGGGAGCUGGAGGAGAAAAAUAUCCUGCCGGUGCAGACGGACGAGGAGAGGCUGGAGUCCAGGCAGCAGAUCGGCACCAAACUCACGAGGCGCUUGAGUCAGAGGCCGACAGCAGAGGAGCUGGAGCAGAGGAACAUCCUCAAACCUCGCAACGAGCAAGAGGAAAUCGAAGAGAAGCGGGAGAUAAAGCGACGGCUGACUCGAAAGCUGAGCCAGAGGCCCACCGUGGAGGAGCUGAGACAGGCCAAAAUCCUCAUCCGGUUCAGUGACUACGUGGAAGUCUCGGACGCUCAGGACUACGACCGGCGGGCGGAUAAACCCUGGACCCGCCUCACUGCAGCUGACAAGGCCACGAUCCGAAAGGAGCUCAACGACUUCAAGAGCAACGAGAUGGAAGUGCACGAAUCCAGUCGUCAUUUAACAAGGUUCCACCGACCAUAACGGGCCGUGGCCGUGUCGAGCAGCGCCGCCCGGGCGAAAAGAACCUCAAGUGCUGGAAAGUCAAACGGUGCCCGUUUUUGUCAAUAAGGCCACGUCUUCUCAAAUGCCUUUUUUGGGUUUGUUUGCUUUUUUUUUUCCUGAGACCCCAGACAACUGAGUCGGUACUGCGACCACCCCCACCCACCCGCUGUAGUAGCACAUCGGUUCCGUCUAAAUCCCCCUCUCCGCCCUCCAUCUUGUGCAAUUGGCCCAUUUGAACGUCGCUCGCUCGUCCGUCUGCCGUCUUCCGCCUUCAGUGCGGCAGAACUUUUAGGCGCCGACGGACUCGACUGGUCACGCUGAUUCUCUUUUCUUUUUUUUUUUUUUGAUGGCGGCUGUUCUCACAGAGAAACUCAGACGCCGGAGGGGGGAUGGAUUCAUCCGUCCGUCCGUCCGUCCAUCUUUUCCCGCAUUGGCGGGGAGGGCGGUCAUGUGACAAUGCGCAAUGUUUGAUCUGGUGCCAAUGCUUCGAGGGCCCUCUAGAGUUCGAGCUCCGGUUGUGUUCUUCCCGCGUGCCGUACCGUACCGACAAUGUUGUCGUCCGAGUCGCUUACUGUGAAAGCUGAGGGGUUUUGCUCUCUCCAAAAUGUACAUUUUUGUUUAUAUUGAACAAAUCCGAUCCAGUUUCCUUCUCGUCAGAAUUGUGUACAUUUUAUGUAAAGAAAAGAAAAAGAAAAAAAACUUGCGUCGGACAGAUGUGCAUAUGUUUUAUAUUCAUUUCAAUUUUUGGGGUCCGCGCUCUUCGGAUGGAAGUAUUUUGGAAUGACUACCAGGAGCGAGACUCAUUUUUCAUUUUCUAUUAUUUAUCCCUCAUAACCUGCAUUUUAUGAUACACAUUGCUUUCUUUUUACAAGCAAUAGCCUUUGCUCAUCUAGGGGGUUGAACAACAUGCCACCCUGUCAUUUUUUUCCCCCUCUUACAGUACUUCUACAGAAAUGUGUGGUUUUUUUUUUUUUUUUAAUGUUUUCACGUCAGGAUUACUUUUACCUGCUGUUAUUUCCACUGAGCCAAUUAGACAUCUGCCUCAAUAUUAAUGGAACACGGCGACCAUUCCGGACGAUAAGUGGAUUUUCGUGGACUGAUUUGAAACUUUUUUUUCAGUCAUCUUCAUGACCCAAGUUAUUUGCACUGUCGCUCAUGAGCUUUACAGACACUUAAUGUUUUGGUCAUUUUUUUCAUUUUUUACUGUAUUACAUUGAAUUAAGAUGUGAAGUGUAUGUCAGGUGUGGGGGAAAAUAUAGUUUUUCUUCUCCCUUGGAGAAGGACUUCAA